CAGACACUGUGCUGUGGUGCAGCAGUACUAAGAUGGUUCUCUUCGUUGAGCUAACCAUUCUGUGGGAAGCAGGCGUGGAGGCCGCAUGGGAGCGGAAGAGACUGAAAUACUCAGACCUUGCGGAAGAGUGUGGGGAGGCAGGAUGGAGAAAUACUAUUUACCCAGUAGAGGUUGGCUGCUGUGGGUUUGCGGGGACAUCAGCUGUCCACCUCCUGAGAGAGGGCAAGCCUUCGGAAAGUGACCAAAGAUCUGUCAGAGGAGGUAGAGAAGAGUAGCUUCUGGCUGUGGCUGAAGAGGAGGGAUACACAGUGGGGCACCACCUAGCGUAAGGGCAGGCUGCAGGGGGUGACUGGGAGACAUCCCUGUCACUGCCCCGCCACCAGGAGAUGUUCCAGGUUCAAAGGGGUGAAACAUCAAGGAAUGGCGGUGCCUGGCUGAUGACCCUGUAGAAAGCCAACCUGUAGGUGGAGGUUAGCAGGCGAAGAUCUACCUGUGUUUAUAUACUGGUUUGGUUGCAUGUGUACAUACUUUGUAAUUAGCAUAUUUGUCACGCAUACCGUCUGUAAGUACUAUAGGUAUUAUGGGUGUGUCUUUCUUUCUCUCCAUACAUGUUCACAAGUGUCAUUUAUUCUUUACCUCCCAGUACCAUUGAACUCGCAAAGUCUAAUAGGGAUAAUUCGCACUGAUGGCAUCGAACUGAACUUUUUGAUGCUUUCGGAUGACCCCUCAGCCUUGCUAGAAAUCUGUUGUGGAAGAGGCCAGUGUGCUAUCUGCUGGGAACAUGUCAGAGAAGUUAGUGUGCGUCAACGAUUAUGAAGAGAAAGCCAAGAGGAUCCUUCCGAAAGUCAUCUUCGAUUACUACAUCUCCGGAGCAGACGAUGAGGAAACGUUAGCCGACAAUAUAGCGGCAUUCUCCAGGUGGAAGUUCUGCCCCCGUGUGCUCCGAGAUGUCUCCAAGGUGGACCUGAGCGUGUCAGUGCUUGGACAGCAGAUCAACAUGCCUGUGUGCGUGUCGGCAACCGCCAUGCAAAGGAUGGCCCAUGCAGACGGGGAGACGGCAACUGCGCGAGCCUGCAGGGCCGUGGGCACGGGGAUGACCCUUAGCUCCUGGGCGACGUCCACUAUCGAGGAAGUGGCCGCGGCGGCUCCGGGGGGAUUGCGGUGGAUGCAGCUGUACAUCUACAAAGACCGCGAUCUGACCCUGUCGCUGGUGAGACGAGCAGAAAAGGCAGGGUACAAGGGCAUCUUUGUCACAGUGGACACGCCGUACCUCGGGAGGCGCCGAAAUGACGUGCGCAACCAGUUUAAGCUCCCCUCUAAUCUCAGCAUGGUGAAUUUUGAGUCCCCUGAUCUGGCUUUUUCCUCAAAAGAAAAUUUCGGGGAGGAUAACAGCUUGGCCCUGUAUGUCGCCCGGAGCAUAGAUCCAAGUCUGAAAUGGGAAGAUAUUGCUUGGCUGAAAAGCAUGACGACCCUGCCAGUGGUGUUAAAAGGGAUUCUGACCGCUGAAGAUGCCAAGGAGGCUCUCAAAUAUGGCAUCGAUGGAAUACUUGUCUCCAACCAUGGGGCACGACAGCUAGAUGGCGUUUUGGCUACUAUCGACGCCCUCCCGGAGAUUGUGGAAGCAGUGGGUGGAAGAGUAGAGGUUUUCCUAGAUGGGGGAGUACGGAGGGGGACAGAUGUGCUGAAGGCUCUGGCCUUGGGUGCGAGGGCUGUGUUCCUGGGGCGGCCCAUCCUCUGGGGACUCAGCUGUGAUGGUGAAAAAGGCGUCAGAGAAAUUUUACAGUUGGUGCGAGAAGAACUUCGCCUUGCAGUAGCACUGACAGGUUGCCAUUCACUGAAGGAAGUCAGUCGUUCCAUCUUGAGAAAAUCUGGGAUUUCUUCUAGAAUUUAAGCAAUUAUUAAAGACAUUAAAAAUUAAUUUGUCCUUUAUAAUGAAAAGUACGACCCUCUUGAUUAAUAGGUACUGUAAUCAAUAUGGAAAUAUGUUUGUUAUAAUUACUUAUGUGAAUAUAAUGUUAACAAAUGGAUGUGCAGUCUAGAUUUACUCUUUGAAAAUGAUACUCGUCACACUGUUUGCAAUGCAAAAAAAGAUAUAUAAUAUCAAUAAAUGUAUUCCCGCAUAACAAA
Brienomyrus brachyistius is the source of this 2127-nucleotide messenger RNA. RefSeq names its product hydroxyacid oxidase (glycolate oxidase) 1 (gene hao1). The record is from RefSeq and is a predicted model, not a curated record. The transcript has 9 exons. Bases 782 to 1891 code for a protein of 369 amino acids. Gene Ontology annotation, molecular function: oxidoreductase activity; FMN binding. NCBI's taxonomy places the organism in Eukaryota, Metazoa, Chordata, Actinopteri, Osteoglossiformes, Mormyridae.